CUCGACUCUCUAAAAUUGUACGCCGCCUCUUUACAUCCGUGAGCAUCCGUACAGAACCGAUCUUCUUUUGAAAACAAUCAUUUCUCCCUAUUUCGUCCGGCCAUGGAGGGAGACUCGCAGACCGAGGCGGUUCGCGCCACUCCGCCAACCAAGAUCAGGUUCGACCUGGCCGCAUUCGUGGUGAACAGGUUCAGUCCCAAAUCAUACAGACCAAUAUCAAAUGGAAUUGGAUUCGAAUGGAAACAUAUCCUUAGAUUGGAUUCCGAUUCUACAGUGAGAAUCUUUCUUGCUGAAGGAGGCUAUAUGGUGGGGUUGGCCUAUCUGUACGCCAAGCGUGACGUGGAGCUGGGUCUCAUUUUGGAGCCUGAUGAUAGCCGUUUGCUUGUUAUGAGUCGCUUCUUAGAUGACUUUGAGAAGUCUUCGGUCGCCAAUCGGAGAUCCCUGGCGGCAAAAACUACUGAGCUGUUCAGAAGUCUCGUCGGGCCUACAUCAAUACCAUCUGCCCCAUCGCAACAGCCAGAAAGCGGCUUGGCAAAUGGCACCGAUGGCCAAACGGCUGCCCCUUCUGAUUCGCCCGUCGAGAGGACGACAGACGGUGCAUGUUUGGAACACCAGAAUAAACGCCGCCGCACCGAUGGAGAUGACGGGCGCCCUGCAACUGCUUUUCCGCCGACUUCAUGUCGGCCAGCUUCUGUUGUGAACUCCCCCGAACCGAUCACGACGACGAUACCCAUGGAUAUCGCAACCCAGCUCCAAAGCGCUGCCCCGACUCCUGUGACACGAAUGAUUGGCCCUACCACCAACCCUGUUGACAAUACCAUCAGUCUGAACACCGCCAUACACCACAUAUCGAUCGAUGACGCCAAAAGGCUUCUUCCUGCGGACUUGGUCGAAUCGAUUGUGACUAGACCUGAUCCGAAGAAUGAAGACAACUUGUUGGCUGCUAUUUCGUUGUCCUUCCCGGCAACUGACAACCUCCCGCAUACAUGCCAGAUGGCAUUCGAAAUAGCCCCUGAGAAUAUAUCGCACUACGCCUUUGCACUAUUUAGGGUUCGGUUGAAGACUAAGCAUGGAUUUCAGCAGGCAUACAUCGGUGACGGUCUAAAGAUGCUACCGACUCCGAAAUUGACACUCCAAGGGGCUUGGCGCGACAUGAUCCCUGCGGUAUUUGGCCCCGAGAUAUCGAGUGCCAUCUGUGCUAGUCCCAUCUAUGUGGAUGAUGCACGGCACCGUCUGGACACUACGGACUCUGUGUCUUUGGAAAUCGACGGUCAACCAGAUGUUUCCGCUAUUAUGUACGCCUAUGUGGAGCCGCAGAAAGGACUCGAACUCAAAAAUAGACUGUGCGCUCCCAGUAUCGAGCGCUAGGCACGGAUUCCUCGACUUGUGAACUCUGAGAAUCAGCACAUCUCAGUGCUGGCUCAAGAUCUGUCUUUCUAUGGUAUAAGGAAACAGUGGUGGAAAAGAUCAACGACGCUUUGGGUUAGAUGAGACGAAGUGGAGAGUUGGAAGAGCUUUCUCCCGGGAGUAUAUUGUGAGCAACAUCUGGUUCUGGCUUGUGGGUAUGUGGUGUUGGUUAGAAACAGAACGCGUGAUCUACCCGAGUGUUCUAGAUCAUUUGGUAUAUCAAAGCUGGUAGACCAAGUUCCAGGACAAUGGUGGGUGUUCCACCAUGCGCUCACAAAGUUGAGUGAUUUAAUUCGGAGAUCAAUACAACUCGUGGUUCUGUCAUGUUCAAAAGCGACUGGUAUUAAUUGUUCUGAAGGACACUAUUAGAACCGGCGAUAUCAAGCAGGCAGAUGAGCGGUAUCCACCU
Messenger RNA from Ilyonectria robusta, 1816 nucleotides. RefSeq lists its product as uncharacterized. The transcript has 3 exons. Lineage: Eukaryota; Fungi; Ascomycota; Sordariomycetes; Hypocreales; Nectriaceae. The record is from RefSeq and is a predicted model, not a curated record. Bases 103 to 1368 code for a protein of 421 amino acids.